Messenger RNA from Penicillium alfredii, 2322 nucleotides. Its product is annotated as putative lipin Smp2. Gene Ontology annotation, cellular component: nucleus. The transcript has 4 exons. Bases 1 to 2322 code for a protein of 773 amino acids. The record is from RefSeq and is a predicted model, not a curated record. Lineage: Eukaryota; Fungi; Ascomycota; Eurotiomycetes; Eurotiales; Aspergillaceae. Gene Ontology annotation, biological process: fatty acid catabolic process; triglyceride biosynthetic process. Gene Ontology annotation, molecular function: phosphatidate phosphatase activity.
AUGCAGUACGUCCGCAGCAUCAGCGGUUCUGUCUCCAAGACAUGGAACUCUAUCAACCCGGCCACGCUGAGCGGGGCUAUUGAUGUGAUCGUCAUAGAGCAGGAAGAUGGAACUCUCGCCUGUUCGCCCUUUCACGUCCGUUUCGGCAAGUUCUCGCUCUUGCGCCCGUUUGAGAAAAAGGUGGAAUUCAAAGUCAAUGGGAUUAAACAAGACUAUGCGAUGAAGCUGGGAGAGGGUGGCGAGGCGUUUUUCGUGUUCGCAACGACUGACGACAUCCCGGAAUCAUUGCAGACCUCGCCGUUGAUGUCCCCCGCAGAAAGCCCGCGGGUUAAUAGCGAUGAGGAUCUGGAUCUGGCCUCGUCUCUUCCAGAGCCAGAGUAUCUGGAUCUAGAUAAACCGAACGAAGAGGCGUUGUCAGAGGGUACAAAGACUCCUCCGGCCAUGUCCAUGUUGGCCGGGCAGCCGCGGGCGACUACGGACUGGGGAGUGAUUACUCCUUUGUCACGAUCUCCUGAGGAUUCGGACCUAGACCACGUCCGCCAUGGCUCCUUGAGUAAAAAGCCAGCGCUCGAUCAUUCGGUGUCGGACGAACUACUUUCAACCAGUGCCCCUCAUGAUACUACGGCUGAGCGAAUUUCCUCCACAGACGAUGAUUCUGCACGAAAUCACUCCCGUAGCCCCCCGCCCGUAUCUCCUCAGGAGGCCGUGUCUCGUGCUAUAUCUUUGUCACAGAAACUGUCCGGCUCGAAUAUUCCCUCGCAUGUCACAGAAACAGGGGAUCUCAUGCUAGAUAUGACGGGCUACAAAAGCAAUGAAGAAGACGCGCUCCGUGCAGAGGUCGUUGCCCGUAAAAUUCUGGCCGAGGAGCUGGAAGGGAGCUACGAUAUUGGAGCCCUCAUCGGAGCCGACGAACACGGUAAUUUAUGGAUCUACAGCAGCGAGGAGGCCAAGGAAGCGGCGGAUCGGAGAGCGACUAUCAACUCGAUGCGUCCCAACACCGCAAUGAGUGAGGAUGCGAUCUCAGACCCGGGCUAUCACAGUGACGGGGAUCAUCCUGUUUCGGAGCCGUCGUUGAUCGCACGACACCACCGCACCAAGUCAGAUGUUCAGCCGGGCUUUCCCACGCCACCUCGUUCUCCGAUGCAGGAUUCGUUCGAUGCUGAGACGCGCAACUACGCCAAGACUCUUCGCCUGACAAGUGAUCAACUCAAGGCCUUGCAGUUAAAGCCAGGUCCCAACACCAUGUCUUUCAGCGUCAACAAGGCGACAUGCACUGCGACCAUGUAUCUGUGGAAUGGCAAUACCCCAAUUGUGAUUUCUGACAUCGAUGGAACCAUCACCAAGUCGGAUGCUUUGGGUCAUGUUCUGAACAUGAUCGGUCGGGACUGGACCCACGCAGGAGUCGCCAAACUCUACACCGAUAUUGUCAAUAAUGGCUAUAAUAUCAUGUAUCUCACCAGUCGAUCCGUCGGGCAGGCAGAUACUACGCGAGCAUAUCUCUACGGUGUCUGCCAGGAUGGUUAUCGACUACCCAAAGGCCCGGUAAUUUGCAGUCCCGACCGCACGAUGGCGGCGCUGAGACGGGAGAUUUACCUGAGGAAGCCCGAGGUUUUCAAGAUGGCAUGCUUGCGAGACAUUCUCGGUCUUUUCUCGGGGAAAGAGAACCCAUUUUGCGCUGGCUUUGGGAACCGCCUGACCGACGCUCUAAGCUAUCGGUCUGUCAACAUUCCGUCUACCCGGAUCUUCACUAUCAACUCCAAUGCCGAAGUUUCAUUGGAUUUGCUGAGUCUCACCAAGUAUAAGAGCAGCUAUGUGACUAUGCAAGAGCUGUUGGAUCAUUUCUUUCCACCGACCAGUCUACUGGUACAGGCCGGCGGAGAGGAAUACACAGACUUUACUUACUGGCGAGAUAUUCCUCAAGAACUGGAGGACUUUUCGACGACGGACAGUGAGGACGAAGAAGAAGAGGGCGAGGGAGAUGAGGAAGAAGCUGAUGAAGCUGAUGAAAUUGCUGAGGAAGAUGCCGACGAAGAAUACGAAGACGAGUUGAGCGAGGCCGAUGGCAGUGAAUACCUUGAUGAGACUGGGGUUGCCGACGACGAGGACGGAGAAACCGACCUUGGUGCAAGCUACAUAUCCCAGGACUCGACAGCUUUGUCCAACCCUGCUGGAUCAAUCCUGGAGUCGGUAGAAGGCGAUCGGGAUCCUGAGGAAGCCGAGGAAGAGGAAGUCGAGAACAACGACUCCAAGCUGCCCGAUGCAGUCGAGCGAAUUGGCUCGACUUCUCUUCCCAUCCGGCCCAAGGCAACCGAGAAGCCCUGA